Colletotrichum navitas is the source of this 947-nucleotide messenger RNA. RefSeq lists its product as uncharacterized. Bases 21 to 539 code for a protein of 172 amino acids. The transcript has a single exon. The record is from RefSeq and is a predicted model, not a curated record. Lineage: Eukaryota; Fungi; Ascomycota; Sordariomycetes; Glomerellales; Glomerellaceae.
AGCAGGCAUCAGCAUCGAAGAUGUGCCAGAACGUCUUCUACACCUACUCGUGUGGCCACAUGGAGUGUGUCACUUACUGCUGCCUUAAGUGCAAGGGUCCACACGAGUCCAUAUGCAUCUAUCGUCAGGAGCCCCAGUACACGCCUCUCAGGGACCAGGUAUGCCACGAUUGCAACGAGAUGGGCAAGAAGAGGCGUCAGCGCGCUCGAGAUCGCCGAGAACGAUACCUGCAGGAAGAAGAGGAGACUCGAAUACAGACCGAAGUUCAAGCCCGAGGCUAUAUAUCUGAGUCUCGGGUCUCUCUGCACGAGCAACAGUCCUUCGAAUCCCAGCACCAACAUCUCGAGUCUCAGCAGACUCGGCGGGCCCAGCAGGCUCUGCAGUCACAGACCCGUCGGGAGCCGGAGUCGUCUUCACCUGACGGCAAGAGCAUCCGUCCACUGGAGUCGAACAAGUUGGGCAACAUGCAAUUUCACAGCGAGGCUGAUGCGCUGGGCUUGCCGCCCCACGGCCUGUACCGGUUCUACACAGAUCAAUAAAAGAAGAACAGGGGUUAUAAUCAUUUGCAUAAUAAGACCAAAAAGUCUUGACCAAGUGGUGGAUUCAAAUGAGCAUCGAUGAGCCUAUGGUAUCAACACAUCUUACCGGUGAGGGUACAUGGCGUUUCGGCAUGGAAAUAGGGACAGCAUAUUAUACCUAAGUUUGGGGAGGCAUCAACCAGCGUCUGCUUUUGGCAGUGAUAGUUGCGAUCGGAAAUCGGUCAUUUUUGGUACCAAAGUUGAUGGGUGAAUCAAGAAGAUUGCUUUCUUUCUUCUGCACCAUCCGUUGUUUGCUUUCAUCGACAAUCGGAUGAUAGACUACCGUUGCAUGCUGCUGGAACGGGGUUGCAUGCCUGUCGAUCCCAUCAGCUGUUCCUGGGGCAGGGAGACAAAGACUGGGAAAUAUGG